Effrenium voratum is the source of this 1552-nucleotide messenger RNA. The record is from the annotation of a GenBank genome assembly. Lineage: Eukaryota; Dinophyceae; Suessiales; Symbiodiniaceae.
CCUUCACCCUGGUGCUGUGAUCGCACGCAAUGCUUUGCAGCACUGCGCCGAUGAAUCAGUGCAGCCAUGGCAGCCACGGCUGCGUCCAGGAGCCCGGAGCUGGCCGCAUGCAACACAGUCAUCGGGGCCUGCGCCAAAGGCAGCCGGUGGCAAGAGGCAUUGAGCCUUUUGGGCCAUCUGCCGGAGGGCCUGGAAGCAGAUGUCAUCAGCUACACCUCGGCGAUGAACGCCUGCAGCAAGGGCCUCCGUUGGCCGGAGGCGCUGCACUUGCUGAGGCGGCUCCCCGUGGUGCGCCUGGUAGGCAACGUGGUGACAUACAGCACCGUGCUGGGUGCCUGCGAGUGGCGGCGGGCACUCGAGCUGAUGGAAGAGAUGAAGGGCGCCGAAGUGGAAGGCAACGUGAUCACGUACAGCGCCGCGAUCAGCGCCUGCGAGAAGAGCGCGGAGUGGCAGAUGGCACUCGCCCUGCUCGAAGAGUGUCAGCAGCAGUCAGUGCAGGCCAACAACAUCCUCUACAGUGCUGCCAUUAGUGCUUGCGAGAAGGGCCAGCAAUGGCAGCCAGCUCUGGCACUGCUGCGCUUCUGCCAGCAUUGUGCACAGCCCGACGUGGUGAUGUACAAUGCAGCCAUCAGUGCAGUACCCUGGCCCUGGGCGCUGUGGCUCUUGCAGCAGGCUGAGCUGCGCCCGAAUGUGGUUUCCUACAACGCGGCCAUCAGCGCUUGUUCGGGACGCUGGGAUUUGGCGCUGGCGCUUUUCAGGAAACUUUUCCAAAGCGGACUGCAGGCCACACUCAUCACCUUCAACGCGCUGAUUGCGUGUUUGCCCUGGGAGCUGGCGCUGGAGGUUUUGUCCUCGCUGCCACAACGAAACCUGAGGGCCAACGAGAUCUCCUACACCUCAGCGAUCGGCGCCUGCGCAAGUCACUCGGAGAGCUGGGCGGCCGCACUCGCCCUUCUGUCCCAAAUAUCAGGUCCGGACCUGGUGGCCUACACCGCAGCCAUCAGCUGCUGCGAGCGCCGCUGGCAGCAAGCGCUGCGUCUGCUGAAAGCGGCGCAAGGGCGAGGCCUGCAGCUGAACUUGAUCAUCUACAGCGCAGCCAUCAACGCCUGCGAGAAAGGGGAGCAGUGGCAGAAGUCCCUUGAACUCCUGGAGCAACUUCCCCAGUCUUCAGUGGUGCCCUUCAACGCGGCGUUGAGCGCCUGCGAGAGUUCUUGCGCCUGGCAGCACGUGCUGGCCGUGUUGCAUCGCAUGCCCGCGGCAGGCGUGCCGGCGGACUCCAUUAGCCUCAGCAUUGCUAUACGCGCUUGCAACAAGUGCUCACGUUGGCAGCAAGUUUUGUCACUUCUUGGACAUCUAUGGCACUGCCGUCUGCAGCUGGACAUCGCCACCUGCAGCUUUUGCGUCAGUGCCUGUGAGACGGGCGAUCUGAGGAAACCGGUUCCAGCUUUGCUUGCAGCCGAGGGAAGCGCCGGAACCUCCAUCCUGAGAGUAAAAAUGAGAAUGCUGCACUGACGCACAUAGCAAAAAAGGUUUCCUGCACCCCUUCUUGGAC